Cuscuta europaea is the source of this 2411-nucleotide messenger RNA. NCBI's taxonomy places the organism in Eukaryota, Viridiplantae, Streptophyta, Magnoliopsida, Solanales, Convolvulaceae. The record is from the annotation of a GenBank genome assembly.
CUUGUACCCCAGACUUGACUUACAGCAACCAAAACCCUCCCACUCUGUGACCGGUGAUUAAUACAGACAGGAAGCAUGUACGGCCUCUACCGCCGUAUAAGUUCCCUUCUCUCCAGUCUCCGAAGUCUGAACGAUAGGAGAAGAUGAUUGUGAUGUUCAUUCUCUACGCCACUGCUUAAUCAUGAUAUCAGAAGCAACUUCAGAUGCCUUCCCCUUUGUUGUCAAUUGUAAUGCCUUCCCCAAUUUGAUUUCCAAUUUGGUUUCUUGUUGGAAAAUAAUUGCUCUGGUUCUGCAAUAAAUUGCUUUAGUCUCAGUUUCCCCCUUUUCAUUAACCAAUAUUCGUUAGGGGUUGAAUCCAUCGAAUCAGUAAAAGUUAUACACCGUUGUGCUUGCUGUUAGUAUUGUUGUUGUUGUCCUUAUUAUUGUUAUUUUUACUUUCAUUGAGCUUUGAGGAGCUACCAGUAUUCUAUCUUUCUUCUAUUGUUAGUUAAAACUAAACACCACACAAUUUGAAAAAGAAAACUACAUCAGAGGAAGAAAUGUCAGUUCUGUGUGGUGCCCCACCAAUUCUUGAGUGUGUGUACUGUGUCGCCUGUGCCCGUUGGGCCUGGAAGCGGUGCCUCCAUAGUGCGGGCCAUGAAAGUGAAACAUGGACCCAUGCCACAUCAGAUGAAUUCGAACCCGUCCCUAGGCUUUGCAGGUACAUAUUAGCCGUGUAUGAGGAUGAUAUCAGAAAUCCUCAAUGGGAACCCCCUCGAGGCUAUGGAAUCAAUCCGGAUUGGGUGAUUCGGAAAAGAACGUAUGGGGAUAAUUGUGGCCGAGCGCCUCCUUAUAUUUUGUACCUCGAUCAUGAUCAUGAAGAUAUAGUCCUUGCUAUAAGAGGCCUUAAUUUGGCUAAGGAGAGUGACUAUGCGGUUUUGUUGGACAACAAGCUGGGUAAGAAGUCAUUUGAAGGUGGAUAUGUUCAUAACGGUUUGUUGAAAGCAGCUGGGUGGGUUUUGAGUGCAGAAAAUGAGAUGUUGAUGGACUUGGUUGAGAAAUACCCGAGUUAUACUCUGACUUUUACUGGACAUUCUCUGGGGUCAGGUGUGGCGGCAUUGUUGGCGAUAGUGGUGGUCAGGAACCGUGAUAGGUUGGGGAAUAUUGAGAAGAAAAGAGUCAGAUGCUUUGCCAUUGCUCCUACGAGAUGUAUGUCACUUAAUCUUGCCGUGGGGUAUUCAGAUGUGAUCAACUCUGUUGUGCUUCAGGAUGAUUUCUUACCUCGGACAGCAACCCCAUUGGAAGACAUCUUCAAGUCACUAUUUUGUUUGCCAUGUUUACUAUGUGCCCGGUGCUUGAGAGAUACAUGCAUAUCUGAAGAGAAGAAGCUUAAAGAUGAAAGGAGACUGUAUGCCCCUGGUCGACUCUAUCACAUUGUUGAGAGAAAACCUUUCAGGUGUGGCAGGUUUCCACCCACAGUGAGAACAGCAGUCCCUGUUGAUGGGAGAUUUGAACAUAUAGUCUUGUCGUGUAAUGCAACUUCUGAUCAUGCCAUUAUUUGGAUUGAGAGGGAAGCCCAAAGAGCACUGGAUUUAAUGAAAGAAAAGGAGGGGAUGAUGGAGAUUCCGGCAACACAGAAGAUGGAGAGGCAACAAUCACUGGCUAAAGAGCACAGUGACGAGUAUAAGGCUGCCCUAAAGAGGGCGGUCACGUUGGAAGUCCCUCAUGCCUUUUCACCCUCUGAGUAUGGAACUUUUGAUGAUGACAUCAAAUACUCUUCUUCAGCGGAAACAUCAAAGAAAAGCAAUUGGGGCAGGGAAACCUGGGAUGAAGUGAUAGAUCGUCUGUUUGUCAAGGACGAAGCAGGUCACAUCAUCUUGAAGAAGCCCCUUGUUAAAUAAUUGGUAAUUAUUUGUUUGUUGUAUAUAGUGUGAAACUCUGAGAUGAGUGUGAUUCUUUAAUUCUUGUAUUCAUUGUUCCAAAAGGUGGAAUCUCCCACCCCAGGAGCCCCCGACCCGACAGGAUGGUGGGGAGGUUAGUCACGGUGACUCAGUCAGCAGAAUGACAGUAAGCCCAUACACCCGUGCGCACCAGAGGCCCAGCCUUAUUUCAGGUUCCGUGACCUCCCAUCGGUCGCUGCGGGGAUUCGAACCUUGGUCCAUUGUUCCAAAUCUCCCACCACUCGACCAACUGAGCUACUCGUGCGGGUUGUAUUCAAGAAUGGUUAGAUGGCUUCAUGGCUCCUUCACCAUUGCCUGCAAAAUUUGUAAACUUAUCCAUCUAAUAAGUGGGAUGAUAUCAACACCAAGCCUAAUUAAUUAGAUAAAAUAAAGGCUUGUUUCUGUAAAAGAUGCAGCAUUAAAAAAAAUCAAAGAAUACAAUAUAUCACAUUUUUCUCAUAUAUAAUCACUCUAUAUUUUCUCUAAUGUCAC